Harpegnathos saltator (Jerdon's jumping ant) is the source of this 4380-nucleotide messenger RNA. Its product is annotated as synaptotagmin-10. The coding region runs from base 426 to 1673 and encodes 415 amino acids. Gene Ontology annotation, molecular function: calcium-dependent phospholipid binding; calcium ion binding; phosphatidylserine binding. The transcript is spliced from 9 exons. Gene Ontology annotation, cellular component: exocytic vesicle; plasma membrane. NCBI's taxonomy places the organism in Eukaryota, Metazoa, Arthropoda, Insecta, Hymenoptera, Formicidae. The record is from RefSeq and is a predicted model, not a curated record. Gene Ontology annotation, biological process: calcium-ion regulated exocytosis.
AUAUAGGCACCACCGUGCCUCUUGAUUUGAAUUGGCCCAAGACGAUGCGAUUUCUUCGACGAUACGAGAAUGCGUGGGUGAAUAUUUUGCCUGAACCUUUCACUCGCAACCCGCCUGCACGGUCCAGUUGUUUGCACAAGUGUCUAAAUGAUUUUCCACGGGUUUUCGAGCAAGCGUAUUGUUCGUAACAAAUGUGAACAGUUACUUUGGCAAGUUUGUUGUAUUUGUUUGUCGUGCUUGUCACACACAUCGAAGGCUUCAGUUCGAUUCACCGAAGCGACCUUCGCUAAUCGGCACUUCGUUUCGCAGAGGAGUGGAACGGCACCUUCCCGUAUCAGCUUCUGAUAGGAGCAGGGGUGGCGUUGGUCGGUCUGCUCCUGUUGGCAGCCGUCAGCUACCAAUGUUCUUCCACUUGGCGAUGGCUGAUGGGCAUGACGCGACACGAGAAUACCGAGGACACUGAGACCGAUCAGACUCAGCAGAAUGCGAUCCGCAUCAGUCAUUCUCUUCCGGACCUCCAGUCGGAACCGAUGACUCACGAAUAUGUUCAAGAGCAGAAAGAGAAUAAGAAGGUACUGCGCCAAACCACUUUGCCCAUCGUGCCGAUGAGACAUCAAAGUUUCCAGCGUCAACUGUCGCACCGGCUCGACUUGCCCAAUAUUAAGUUCAGCAUCUGCAGCCUGGAAAAUCGCAGCGACUCCAGUCUCGGUCUCAUCAAGCCGGAAUUGUACAAGAAGGAGCUGCUGAGACAAGAAAGCGCGGAAAGCUCGAGCACGGUGGAAAUGGAGUACGCCGGGAAAUUACAUUUUGCUCUUCGUUACGACAAGGAGAUCGACGGGCUUGUUGUCAAGGUCCUGGAGGCUCGCGAGCUGCCGAUAAAAGACGUGACAGGCAGCAGCGACCCGUACAUCAAGGUGUACCUGCUGCCAGACAGGAAGAAGAAAUUCCAAACGAAAGUGCAUCGGAAAAACUUGAACCCGAUAUUCAAUGAAACGUUUAUUUUCAGCGUGUCGUACGAGGAGCUGAGGGAACGUUACUUGCAAUUCUCGGUCUACGAUUUCGAUCGGUUCUCACGUCACGAUCUUAUUGGACAAGUGGUUCUUAAAGGACUUUUAGAUUGCACCGAUCUCGAGCAAGAAAUUGAAUACACGAUGGACAUUCUUUGCGCCUUACAGGAGAAAGUGGACCUGGGAGAAUUAAUGUUGUCUUUGUGUUACCUGCCGACGGCUGGUCGAUUGACAUUGACCGUGGUCAAAGCCAGGAACCUGAAAGCGAUGGACAUAACAGGGAAAUCAGAUCCUUACGUGAAGGUCUACCUGCUGUGCCAAGGUAAGAGAAUAAAGAAGAAGAAAACCACGGUGAAGAAGAAUUCCCUUUAUCCCGUGUACAACGAGGCGCUCGUCUUUGAUGUUCCCGCGGACAAUAUCGAGGAUGUCAGUCUCAUAGUGAAAGUAAUCGAUUACGACAGGAUUGGACCGAACGAGUUGAUGGGGUGCACCGCCAUUGGAUCGAGUUUCAUCGGGAUCGGACGGGAUCACUGGUUAGAAAUGUUGGACAAUCCUAGGAAGCCGGUGGCGCAGUGGUACCCGCUGAUGGAGACCGUCGCCGGUCAUAUCCCAGCGGUGGACUCGGAGCCGCUUCCAGUGAGCUUGAGUUGCUUGAACAGCAGAUGAAGACAGCAGGCGCGCAGCAAACAUCGCGGAAGCAUGCAAAUAUUGUCGGACGCCGGCUUGGACAUCGUCUCCUUCUGCCGUCAUUUAAUGCACAUUGCUUGACUGACUUAAGUACAACCUCUAUCUCGAAAGCCCGGAAAAGGCGAACUCUGUGCUUUGCAACCUUACCUCGUGCGACAAGGAUGAAAUGAUGGGCGAAUCGGCGUAACUGAUCGCUCGCAUGGAAACACACACACGCACACGCGCACACACACACACACACACACACACACACAUAUAUAUAUACUCAGUAGCUCAAACUCGACUCGAUCGGAAACGGAAGUGAGCUUCAUUUGCGUUCCUGUGUCUUUUUCCGAGCGCUAGAACGGUUACAUUAUAUAGUGCAGGCUGGUCCCGCACUACCGUUGCAGACGCAAGUAUAUUCCCUUCUCGUAGAACUUUUGCAGCCACGUGAUGUUGAGCAUGACGGUAGCUUAAAUGUCUUAGAUUAAUGCGCGGAAUCGCGGCUAAGUAAGUUUUUAUAGACGACAAGUACGGACGGUGGCGAAUUCUCGUAGCUCGCGGCCGCGGCAGGCGCAAGGCCUUACUUACCCUCGACGAAGGUGAGACGGGCGGGAACAGAGAUACAUGUGCAUUGUACCGACGUGCGCGGAAUACAAUCGUGAAUCGCGAUAAACCUUAAGAUAGCACAGAACUAGGCAAACGUGUUGAAUGUACGCAUCGUUUCUUACUUCACACUCGCUAAUCACUUCUGCGCGAAUGUUCUAUAAACGUGAUAUAUGUUUACACACACACACACACACACACACACGCACACUUACAACUAUAUGUACAAAUAACGUAUGUCUAAUGCGAUCGAAGGAUCAUGUGCAUCGGUAGCUGCUUCGUAAAUACGUGCGUUUGUACGUUCGCAGCUGACGCAUGACUAUUCGAUUGUGUGAACUCGAUAAUAAACGACAACAUAUACAUUUCCAGAUUGUACGAGGAAUUAUGUCGUAGGAGAGGAAGGGAGACGGAGACGUAUUAUGUAGUCCUCUUAUAAUUUACGAUAUUACGAAUGUAUCACCUGCAUGUAUGCAUAUGUUUAAGGAUAUAGUCGAGGUAACGUUCUUCGAUGGAGCACGAGGCUCAUAGUAUGGAUGAAUUUGUCCCGAUUCUUUCUUUCUUUCUUUUUCUAAGACCAGACUCGACCAGACUCGCGAGUGUCUGUUUAAUACGUGCGCAGCUUUGAGUUGUAUUUUAUAUGAGAGAACAAGUGAUUUUCGCGACGAUAUUUAUCGCAGGAUAUGUACGGAGAAAAUUUGAAUACGCCGUAGACGCGUAUGGGCGUUUCUGGAAAAUGGGUGGAUAGACGGCGAGAAAUAAAAAUCUCGAUUACAAAUCGUCGCCCAAUGAGGCAACGACGAAGACGCGGUGCUGCGCGUCUGCGGAACGUGCGCUCUUAAUUACGAGAUUUACCUUCGUUUCAUUCGCUCUUGCGUGACGCGCGUAUGAGUAUUGUAGGUCUCACCUGAGAGCCGUCGAUUGUGCGGAAGGAAAGAGAUACGCGAGUUAUUUUCGGGGGAAAGAGAAGUAUACGCGUACAUAUAUCUCUACACGUACACAGCGUUAUAUAUAUAUCAUACACAAGUUAUAUAGAGGUAAUCGAAGAAGAAAAAUAAAAGAUGAUGUCAAAACUGGUGAUAUUUCGUGCGACAUAUACACAGACUAGCGAAGAAUGUGCCAACAAAAUUAACGAUGUGGUAGCGGUAGUCACAAUUGAGAGAGUAGUUUGUUCCAAUUGUGUGCUUAGUAUAUUGUUCUAGAAACUUGAGUUUUCGCGCGCAUGCGCGCUACAAUAAUCUUAGAAUAUCCCACUGUUUCGAGUCAAUAUAUAUACUUCGACCAUGCCUGCCUGUUACAUACAUCACUAAGGGAAGUUUUUCGGUACUGUCGACAAUUUUGUAUCUACUCCAUUGUUCCAGCGAUGCCCAUGAGGAUGAAAGAAAGAUGCUGUAUUUUUCGUACAAGUGGGAGUCGUUUUACCACACAGGACUGAGCUUUCUCAAGUAACCUCGCUGUAGUGAGUUCAUAUCGUGAGUAGCGAUUUACGUUAGAAAGAUUAGAAGGAUGACGCGAAGGUGCGAUACGAGACAACAAGCUUCUCGCGCAACCGCACGCGAAUUUUUUAAUUGCCUCAUUGGACGCGCGAUGUUCUCAGAUUCGGAGAUUUACGUUUUCCUCUCGUCCUUUCGUCGCGCGUACGACGCUUCGGUUGAAGAUGUUCACGAUUGUCUCGAGCAUCAACAAAGUCGACUCUCUAUUUGUUUCAAAUAUGUCUACCUGAUCGGAUAUCAUAUACUUUCGUAUUAUAAAUCGUAGACUGCGCGCUGGACUGCGCACAAAAUUCCGAACAUAAACGCGUAUCUGCGAAUAUGCGGGGCAAACUGCACGCCGAUGAAUAUACAUACAUACAUCGAUAAUUGAGUUGUUUGCGUGUUAUUAACAUUUGAAUCGACGAAUGAGCACUUGGUUUAAAAUCUACUCUAAUUACCGGGGCGAUCGUAUUCGCAUGUAGUUAAUCUAUGGACAAGUAAUAAUAAUAAUAAUAUCAAUACUGACACGAUGUGUAUACUUUUCUAACGAAUAUGAUAACUAUAUUGUAUAUUCGAGCACGCAAUGCUCUCUGUUAUGAUCGUGAAUAACAUCAAUAAAUCGGUAAAUAAGG